Molecule: messenger RNA, 4134 nt
Organism: Cyclocybe aegerita
Lineage: Eukaryota; Fungi; Basidiomycota; Agaricomycetes; Agaricales; Hemipholiotaceae
Source: the annotation of a GenBank genome assembly
AUGAUUCUAGACUCUAUCGAUCUCUCCCGUGAACCCGGAUAUUCAUUCUUCUUCCAUCUCUCGGCGACUGGCUCUGUGGAAAUCUUCGAAGAAACGACAAAUCUACAUUAUCUCAACCUCGCUAUCGACCUCCUCGAGCUGACCUUAGCCGUCGAUGACGCUGGAUCUCACCAUCAUAUCCUCACUUCCGUGUCUCUCGCCUCCGCUUACCUUCAACACUACCUUUUAGAGAAGCACGCUCCAGCAUUGGAAUCUGCUCUAGAAAUCUUUCAUGGUGCCCACCAAAGCCCUUCAAUCCUUCAAUGGACAUCUAAUUUCGGUGAUACAAGGUCAAUCUUUAUCAUCGUCGACGUUCUCCGACUUCGUUACGACGACCUAGGUCCCAGGUCUGAAGAUCUAUUGCGCGGCGUGAAAGCUGUCAAAUCAAUCCUAAAUUCUGUUUUGCCUCCUUCGGACUUCAAAUACACGGCUUUUCAAGUUCUCGUCGUCAGCGUUAUAUUCAUCCUCUCCCAAGCCCUGAGUCGGGACAAAUGGUUCGAAGCGCUUUCACUCCUGCAAGAAGCCCUGAUCGAAGGCUCGUCGUCAAGAACUUCCUCACCUGACGCCCAUGACGCUUUAUCUGCUGCACUCGACUGCUGCAUCCCGUCAUCCAGUGCGAAGACGCUAUGCAUCCUUCAUCUGGCCGAUACCCUCGAUCGCCGAGGAGACUUUCCAGCGCUCGAUAGAAACACGUACGACGUUCAACGUGGAUGGGAUGAAGAAUGGGAGUCGGCUCUUUCGUUUCUUCGCAGCAAAAUCAACUACUCUUCCCCAUCGACGGCUGUUGUGACCAAUUCCUUUCAAAUUUUCGAGCUCCAGGCAGAGUCUGCAUAUCGACGAGAACCAGGGCGGUUAAAUUGGAAGCCGCCCAUUGGGUCGCAUAAAUGUACUUUCGUUGUCGCUCCCGCUUUUGUCAACACGAUGAACGCGAGUGAAACUCCAGAUGGCGUUCUGGAAGGUCACCAUCGCUUUUUUCACCAUUUGAAAGCUCUAAUCAAGCCGCUCACGGACGACGAACUCGACUAUCUCAUCCAAAACCCGGAGACGGUGCAGGAUCUGCUCUCCAUGUCCGCUUUCUUCCGAUCCUCGGACGAUACCAUGGCCUACUGGAAACGAUCGCCAGGCAUCCUUGCAUACGUGAUCAUGAAAAGAGACCCAACACACGCUGCUAGGGUCAAAGAAGCUGCCCGCAGCAUGCUCCAAGUCAAUCUGCAGCUGGAGCCAGCCUAUACCCAUCUGUCGCUCAGCAUCGCGUCCGAUGUGAGGAGGUACGAGGAGGAUUGCGCUGAUACUGCCUCGCGCCUGUUCAAAGAAUUCCUCCGCGUUCAACAGCGCGGCACACCAAGGCACUUGUUCGCGAUUAUCGAGUUGGCCUCAGGUUACAUUGCGGAAUACUUUGCGAGCACAAAGCGUCGAACGACGCUCUUUGUUCUUGCCCUGGAGCUUUUUAGGGAAGCGACAUUGAUCACAGGUUACGAGCCAUGGACAGUAGAGGCGAGGAAGAUCAUGGUUCUCGGGCGCAUUUUGCGAUUCCGGUAUAGGUUCUUCGAGGAUCCGGACGAGUCGAUGGAAACGACGAUCGCCCUCUUCGGCAACCUUUGGGACAUGCUCCCUGCAGGCCCCCCUUUCACCGCCUCUGUUCUAGAGGUAGUCGCCACCCAGACGGUGAUUUACCUGGCGCAGCGGUUACCCUCUGAUCGAUGGCACGCAGCUCUGAGACUCUUCACUAUCGCCUUAGACCUCCAAGUCUUUGGGAGCAUGCCAGAGGAGGACAGCUUCAAAGACAUCGAAGACGUAGGGGCAGCUGCUGAAGACCUCCUGAAUAAAGGUCAUGACGCUGGGGUAUUCCUGCUGCCGUCAGAAGCUAUGUGCACCAUCCAUACUUCGGAUAUUAUCCGUACGAUUGUUCUCGAUUGUUCGCGUCACUCUGGCAUGGUUCACCUCGUGCUUCAUCUGUAUUCCAAGAGCCUUCGUAUAAUUCCUCUGGAUAUGGGCACUCGGCGGACUGAAAAGGAACGAGAGCUGCUUUUGUUGGCUGAGACGGAGCGUGCGGCGUUGAGGUCUUCCUUGCUUUUAUGUGUCCAGAAAGCGUCGGGCGGAGAGAUUUGGUGCGAAGAAUCGGCGAUGACAAUCUUCAAUUAUCGUGCGGUGAGGAUCACGCGCCAAAUACGCCCAUCUUCAGGUUUGAGCCACGUCUGUCUUCUGAGAUACUAUCCCAUCUUGACACGCCAGGUGUACACUAACGACUCCGAUGGUGAUCCCUCUCCUUCGUCGUCACACCAUCUUGAAGGUACAAUCGAGUUUGACCCCGGUACACCAUGGCCUGAUGAUCUGCUGUCCCGAUCCCUGAACGCUUUAGUUCCUGACGAUCUACGAAAUCUGCCUAGCACCGUUGUCCCAGGCGUUCAAGAUCUGACGGUCGACCAAAUUCAAGAGCUCUUUGACAUGCCUUUAGAGGCACGGACCAUCAAAGCCUUCAUGGACGACGCUGAUCUCGAGAUUCGCUCCACCGAGGGAGACAUGUCGCGUAUAUCUGAAAGGAUUGUGCAUCACAUGGGGGAGAAAACCUAUUUCAGCGCUCAUGAUGUCCGGUUAGAGAAGAGAGUGAAGCAACUCAAGAAAUUAACGCCAGACCUCUCCCGGCUGGUGCCUCUUCAAGCCUUGCUGUCCCGCGGGCCUGAGAGAUGUCUCGAGCUCCUCGAAGCAUCUCGCUCAUUCUUCUGGUCUCGGUUACUGAGGUUGCGCACCUCUUUCGACGACCUGCCCCAUGAGCUCGCAUCCGACCUCAAGCAAGUGGUGCAUGCACUGGAAGAAUGCACCUCCCAGACCGUCACAUCGGUACCGAAGGAAGAGGUUGGGAAACAAUGGGAACUGGAGACCCACUUUGCGAGGCUUCUCAAUCAAGCGCGGAAGAUACCCGGAUUCGAGAGGCUCUUGAAGCCCAAGACUCCCGAAAUGCUGUUUCGCGCGGCAGCAGAGGGCCCAGUAGUCGUACUCAUGGGGAUGAGCUCGAUGUACGCUGCACUCGUCGUGCGCCAGAAUGGUGCCGAAGCCGUAUUUUUGAAAGGUCUCGUGGAUGGGGUAUUGGAAAAGCUGGUUCUAGGCCUGAAUGGAGCGACGAAUGAUACCAGCCGUGUGGCGAGAGAUGUUGAUACAGAAAGAUAUGUCCGAAGAAGCAGGGGAGCAACCCCGCUGUAUGAGACGUUACUCGCCAGUUUGUGGCAGCUUAUCGUAAAGCCCGUUUUUGAUUUCAUGGGACUAACGUCGACAUCAGGCUCAAUUACGGAACGACAACGUCUCUGGUGGUGUCCCACAGGUCGCUUCGCUUUCCUUCCAGUCCAUGCUGCCGGAAUCAAUUUUGGAAAGGCAAACGGGGAGUAUACUUCGAAAUAUGUGGUCUCCUCUUACACCCCCACCCUCUCGGCCCUUAUCUCCGCUCGACUCCAAAACGCGUCUUCGCCUCCUAUAGUCAAGGACCUCAAAACUCUGAUACUGGCCCAACCUACUACUAAUGGCCAUCAAGAUCUUCCUAUGACUUUACACGAGUUGGAAUUAGUUGAGAAGACCAUUCCACCUCCAUCCCUCUUACAUGUUGGAAAUGGGCGCAUAUCGGAGACGAACAUAAACCGGACCGUCGGGGAGGCCAUGGAACACUUGUCCCAAGCAUCCAUUCUCCAUCUGGCUUGCCACGGUCAUCAGGAUCGCAUCGAUCCGCUAAGCAGUGGCUUCGAGCUGCAAGAUGGACGCUUGACGAUAGCGAAGCUCAUUAGUUCCCAGAUGCCCCAUGCCGUGCUGGCAUUUCUGAGCGCCUGUGAGAGUGCUUCGAACGAUCUCGACGUCCCGGACGAGGCUUUGAAUCUCGCUGCUGCAAUGUUAUAUGCCGGAUUCCGAAGUGUCAUCGGGACUAUGUGGACCAUGAACGACGAUGAUGGACCGGAAGUUGCUUGUAUGAUCUAUAAAGAAUUAUUCAAGAGUCCAGACGAUCACCUUGACCCCAAGGUUAUAGCCCGUGCUUUGGAUUCAGCAGUACGAAAUCUCCAAGCGAAAGGGGUCCCGCCUAGUCGAUGGGCAACUUAUAUCCAUGUAGGAAUUUGA